This is a messenger RNA of Cynocephalus volans (Philippine flying lemur), 3924 nucleotides long. RefSeq names its product nicotinamide nucleotide adenylyltransferase 1 (gene NMNAT1). Gene Ontology annotation, molecular function: nicotinamide-nucleotide adenylyltransferase activity; nicotinate-nucleotide adenylyltransferase activity. Gene Ontology annotation, cellular component: nucleus. The coding region runs from base 274 to 1116 and encodes 280 amino acids. Gene Ontology annotation, biological process: NAD+ biosynthetic process. The record is from RefSeq and is a predicted model, not a curated record. The transcript is spliced from 6 exons. Lineage: Eukaryota; Metazoa; Chordata; Mammalia; Dermoptera; Cynocephalidae.
GUGUGCGGCCGCGGGUGUUCCUUCGCUGGCCUCCGGGCCGCGGGUGGACUCAGGGAGCGCUGCGGCCGGUCGGCGGUGAGGGUGUGAGUUACAAUUUGGAUAUGAAAUCACUUUUCUAGCCCACCUCAGAGAAGACUGUUGUUGACACACUACUUGGAAUGGUUCCAAUAGCCUACCUUGCAAAACGCUUCAGAUUCGAAGAAUUUCCUGUGUAAAAAUAAAAAGGGAGGUAUCAGAGUUUCCCAUUUAGAUCAACAACUUCAAAUUCUUACCAUGGAAAAUUCGGAGAAGACAGAAGUGGUUCUCCUUGCUUGUGGCUCCUUUAAUCCUAUCACCAAUAUGCACCUCAGGUUAUUUGAGCUGGCCAAGGACUACAUGAAUGGAACAGGAAAAUAUAGAGUUAUCAAAGGCAUAAUUUCUCCUGUUGGUGAUGCAUAUAAGAAGAAAGGACUUAUCCCUGCUCAUCAUCGAAUUAUCAUGGCAGAACUUGCCACCAAGAAUUCAAAAUGGGUGGAAGUUGAUACAUGGGAAAGUCUUCAGAAGGAGUGGACAGAGACUGCUAAGGUGCUAAGACACCAUCAAGAGAAACUGGAGGCUAGUAACUGUGAUCACCUGCAGAACUCACCUGUGCUAGAAAGGCCUGGACGGAAGAGGAAGUGGACUGAACAAAGACAAGAUUCUAGUAAAAAAAAAUCCACAGAGCCAAAAACAAAAGGUGUGCCAAAGGUAAAGUUGCUGUGCGGGUCAGAUUUGUUGGAGUCUUUCGGUGUUCCCAAUCUGUGGAAGAGUGAGGAUAUUAACCAAAUUGUGGCAGACCAUGGGGUCAUAUGCAUUACUCGGGCUGGAAAUGAUGCUCAGAAAUUCAUCUAUGAGUCUGAUGUGCUCUGGAAACACCGGAGCAACAUUCACCUGGUGAACGAAUGGAUCACUAACGACAUCUCAUCCACGAAGAUCCGGAGAGCCCUCCAAAGGGGCCAGAGCAUUCGCUACUUAGUACCAGAUCUUGUCCAAGAAUAUAUUGAAACGCAUAAUUUGUACACCUCUGAGAGUGAAAACAGGAAUGUUGGGGUUAUCCUGGCUCCUUUGCAGAGAAAUACUGCAGCAGCUAAGUCAUAGACAUUCUAUAGCAUGAUAUUGUGGACUUCGCUUUUGGGGAUUUGAAACAAUCUGGGUGUUAGUCACUGGGGAAAGGAAUUGUGAUCUUGUUUCAUAAACUAAAGCUUGACGGUUUGGUAAAAAUCAGUAGUAAAUUAAAAUCAGGUUUGUUUUUUCCUUUUUAUCAGAAAUUAAGAUGAAUGUUUUUAGUAUGGUCUUUUUUUUUUUUUUUUUUUUUUUAAGAAUGUAAAGAUCCCUAUAUCUUUAAAACAAGAGAUUAGCAGCACAUUAAAACCAGAAUUUUCAAUGAAACUAACUGCAAAUAGGAAGUCAAAAAGGACAUCCUGACUCUACCACAUAAGAGAGGUGAAGUGUGAAGAGCAAGAGUCCAUUUAAAAUCCUAACUUUAAUAUGUAUAUUAAAAUGUACUUUAAAAAUAAACAAAUAACUCUGACUUUAAUUAUGAAGGGAACUGACAUUUUUGCAUGCCUGUUGCUGGGCAGUCUUCACCCAGGAUGGACAAAGGAAGGAAUUCUUAAAAUAAUCAUCUUGUACAAUGCACCACUGAUCAGUCAUCUCCAGGUAUGCAAAAUAGAGGUUGUGAAUAUGUCUGGCAGAAACAUUAUGCCAAGUUAGUUCUCUCUGGCACAUGUCAGAAUGGCUGAUUAAGCUUCACCAAGACACACCUGCCUGGAGCUCCACCUUUGGAAGUAGAAAGUAGGGUCCAAGCCCUCAAAUGUUUAGAAAGGUGUACAGGUAUUUCUGAUGGCCACGGAGGUAGAGAGCUGCUACCUUACACAUGCUGUACAUUCUUUCAGCACAGCCUGUUGAGGAUCAUGUUGAGUCCUGGCCAUUUGACAUCUUUUUAUCUACAGGAACAGCUUCAGAGACUUACGUCAUGCUACCUUAACAAGAGAAGCACAGAGAGUGAGGGGUCUCAUUCAAGGAUUUUUUUUUUUUUUUUUUUUUUGUCUUUUUUGUGACCGGCUGGACCGCGCCAGCCAGUGAGCACACCGGCCAUUCCUAUAUAGGAUCCGAACCCGCGGCGGGAGUGUCACCUCGCUCCCAGUGCCGCACUCUCUCGAGUGCACCACGGGCUCAGCCCUCAUUCAAGGAUUUUGAAAGGGUAAAAAGGUAUAAGCCUUUCUUGGUAGCUUAAUCAAAAGAUGAAUGGAGACCCUAAGAACAUGAGAAAUGCCACACGGGUUGGCCCAGCAGUUCCUCCAGCCCAGAAUUUUGGGUACUGAUGAAUGUCUUGUGGAAGAAAAUUCUGUCAGCUCAGUCUAGAGCUCUGGAGUUUCUGAAGGGCUCUGCCAUUUCUUUCCCAGCCCACUGUGAAUCUACCGUUUGUGAAUUUAAGCAGGAAAGGAGUCUGUUUUUUAACACUUUUUCUCUUGUUUUUUUUGUAUGAAGUUUAACCAAAGUAGAACUCUCAAAUAAUAAUUAAAGUCAUAGCUUUAUGUUAAAAACACAAGCUUGUUAUAUGGUUUGCUACUGAUUAAAAGUUUGUGGAAAUUCGCCACCACACAUUGGUAAAGCAAAAAGACCAGAAAUAACUUUUUAUAGAAUAGUUUUAUGGUUCAUGAAAACUGUUCUAUGAUAGAAAUCGGAGUAAGUUAAUUUCUUUUUUCUUUUUCUUUUCUUUUCUUUUUUUUUUUUUUGGCAUCUGGCCGGUUUGAGGAUCCAAACCCGUGACCUAGGUGUUAUAAGGCUGCCUUCUAACCAACUGAGAUAACUGACCAGCCCCUAAAGUUAAUUUCUAAUGAAAAUAGAAUAAUUUACCUUUUUAGCAAUUUAUAUUUUAUACCUACACCACUCUAAAUGAAGGGUUUAUAACACCGCAGAAGAAAAAGAAACUGCUUGUAGUUGUGCAAUUGUAUAGUCAGAUCUGAAUCUACCGUUUGAAAAAGGAAAAUUUAAGUAAAGUUGGCAAAGGCAUGUUCUACAGCUCCCAAUGUAUUCUUACUAAAGCUUUGAGGUCAACUCUCAAAGACAGGGAGGGUGCAAACCUUGGCACCCAGUAGGUUUCAUCUGAAUGAAUGACAGGUUAGAUUCUCAAAUCAUAGACAUGAGGGUCAUUUUCCCUUCCUUUGCUUUUUGGAGUUUAAGAGUUGAAGCAAAACUGAAAAAUAACAAUCUAGAAGGGGAUGAAACUAUUGAACUUGUGAUUUCUUCUGGAAAAUGACACCUAGUUCAUCUAAGCUUUGUGUGAACUGCAGAAAGGUUUUGAUGCUGGAAACUUCUGUCAUACUAUAGUGCCUUCCUACUUAGAAGUGCUCAUACCCUGCUCAGCUGUGACUAUAUUGACCUCAUGACCCACUGGUUAUGGCACGUGGGGACCCUCCCAGGAGACCUGAUAAUGGUGAAAUGAUCCUAUUGUUAUAGUGUUUAUAGAUCAACAACUUUGUACAUUGAACGAGUUGCUUGGCUUUUUGUCCCAGUACGGAGGAUGCUGCUGAUGCCACAGCAUAAUAGCAUUGUUUUGGGUGUCCUCAAGGACAUGACUUCCUCUUUGCAUAAUGGAAAUUAGAACAAUGAACUUCACACACACAAAAAAGAUACAAAAAUAGAACAAUGAACUUCACAGGGGAAUAAAUAUUAAUGAUUGUUGUGACUUCCUUUAAGGAAAAAAAAAUAUGCCAUUGUUUGUUCUCUAUAUCUUUUUCAUAAUUUGCUUUUGUAAUGUAAUGUGAAUUUAGGCUUUAGGCAAUGUGUGAUGCUGGUGUUUUAUUUUUUUGAUGCUGGUGGUUUUUUAAGUUUAUUGAAUCAAAAUCGAUUAUACAUAUUUUGGGGGUUGAACAUGGAGAUAUGUUGAUUAAAUCAAUACUA